Messenger RNA from Enterobius vermicularis (human pinworm), 342 nucleotides. Lineage: Eukaryota; Metazoa; Nematoda; Chromadorea; Rhabditida; Oxyuridae. The record is from the annotation of a GenBank genome assembly.
ACAUUGCAGUUUGAAAUACGGAAGGAACAACAAGCUAUCAACUCGUUCAGAGAGUUAGACGAGUGGUGUAACUAUGCUAACGACAGUUUUAAGGAAACGGCUAUGGAGUACGAAUUCGCUGACCGCCUGGCUGCAAAGCAUUCAAAGAGCAGAUUGAAGGAAUAUGAACAAAUUGCAUAUGAAAACUUCCCACGCCUUCGUCCUAAAGUGAACUACAUUCACGUCGCAGAAUCUCAAAUGGUUAAGGGCUACUUCGGUUUUUACUGUGCUACAAAGGCAAUAGAACUUCGCCUACAGAACGUUAAAGGAAACGUUUGCAGAAUUUCCAUUAUUGAAUAUUGA